UGACUGCAGAGGAUGAGCUCAGCUGACUGUCUGUGUUGUUAUUAUGCCUCCGGACGGGCGCCGCCAACACCCAGACACAGUGCGACACAACAAGCUCAGCUCGGCGUCUAAUGAGUGAGUGCGCAGGAAGAAACAUGAGUCACGACUGAGGUCUGCGCCAUGUCUGUCAAGGUAAAGCUGCGCUCUGCGUCCGUCCAUCCUGCUGUGCACCGUGAGGGCCCGGCACAGAAAACACAGCUUCCUCUCAAACUGUUCUCUACAUUCACUCAGAUCAUCAUCAUCAUCAUCAACUGUACAUGACUAAGGAAACACCCCUGUCUAAUGCUGUGUUUUGGGCAGCGAGGAAGGGAAACCUGGCUCUGCUUCAGCUGCUGCUCAACAGCGGCCGUGUGGACGCAGACUGCAGAGACAGUUACGGGACGACAGCGCUGAUGGUGGCGUCGUACAGCGGCCAUUAUGAGUGUGUCAAAGAACUUAUCAUGCAAGGAGCCGACAUCAACUACCAGAGAGAGACCGGUUCUACCGCUCUGUUCUUCGCCUCCCAGCAGGGACACCGUGACGUGGUGAAGCUCCUCUUUGAGUUUGGUGCCUCCACUGAAUUCCAGACAAAGGACGGUGGCACUGCUCUCACCGCCGCCGCUCAGUAUGGACACUCCAAGGUGGUGGACACGCUGCUGAGGAACGGAGCCAAUGUUCACGACCAGCUGCAUGACGGUGCCACGCCUCUGUUCCUGGCUGCCCAGGAGGGUCAUGUGACGGUGAUACGUCAGUUGCUCACCUCUGGUGCCAAGGUCAAUCAAGCGAGGGAGGAUGGCACUGCCCCCCUGUGGAUGGGGGCUCAGAUGGGUCACAGUGAGGUGGUGAGGGUGCUGCUCUUGCGAGGUGCAGAUCGAGAUGCUGACAGACAAGAUGGAUCAACAGCGUUAUUUAAAGCGGCUUUAAAAGGACAUAGCAGUGUCAUCGAGGAGCUACUCAAGUUUUCUCCUUCACUCAGCCUUCUCAAGAAUGGCUCCACGGCCCUACAUGCUGCUGUAAUGGGGGGAAAUCUGCGAACCGUUCUGCUGCUGCUCGGGGCCAACGCAGACCCCACACUGCCAAACAAACAGAAUGAACUCCCUGCUGAUCUUACAAAGAGCGAGCGCAUCCUUAAAGUUUUACGUCCGAGCAUCUUAAACGGAGACAGCUGAUAAUAACCCAGACUCCUCCCUUCAUGCCUGAACCACACUGAUGUGACAACUCAGUGUCAAAUCUACUCAAACUCAACAUGUACUGUAUGUGGUGCCUGCUUUUGAUUGCUGUCAUAUGUCGAAUAAACCUGGACUAAAUAUUAAGCAACACAAUGUGCGACCAAAAUGCAUUUGUCGUCCCCAUGCAUUAUCCUUUACACCGGUGUUCUACAGCAAAUGCAUAUAUUGUUGUUUACCUCCCAGGUGAUGUUAGAUUUUUAGAUAUUUUGCACACUAUUUAUUUGCCUUUUUAAUAAAUGCAAUAAAGGGUAAAUUUGUUAACUAA
Molecule: messenger RNA, 1512 nt
Organism: Pleuronectes platessa (European plaice)
Lineage: Eukaryota; Metazoa; Chordata; Actinopteri; Pleuronectiformes; Pleuronectidae
Gene: ankrd29
Product: ankyrin repeat domain 29
Exons: 10
Coding region: 297-1187 (296 amino acids)
Biological process (GO): negative regulation of delayed rectifier potassium channel activity; neuronal action potential
Cellular component (GO): membrane; axon initial segment; nucleus
Molecular function (GO): transmembrane transporter binding
Source: RefSeq, a predicted model, not a curated record